Bacillus rossius redtenbacheri is the source of this 3929-nucleotide messenger RNA. RefSeq names its product GPI ethanolamine phosphate transferase 1 (gene PIG-N). Gene Ontology annotation, cellular component: endoplasmic reticulum membrane. The transcript is spliced from 15 exons. NCBI's taxonomy places the organism in Eukaryota, Metazoa, Arthropoda, Insecta, Phasmatodea, Bacillidae. Gene Ontology annotation, molecular function: mannose-ethanolamine phosphotransferase activity. Gene Ontology annotation, biological process: GPI anchor biosynthetic process. The record is from RefSeq and is a predicted model, not a curated record. Bases 90 to 2837 code for a protein of 915 amino acids.
AGUGUUUACAUCGUGAGGUGUUUUGGUUGUGUGAUUGUGUGUGUUUACUUUUACAUUUGAAUAUAUGAAUAGUGGAAUUAAAUUGUGCCAUGUGGCUCAUAGUUGUAGGUGUUUUUGUUCACGUCGUAUUUUUGAUGUCAAUAUUUGAUAUAUAUUUUAAAUCUCCAAUUGUACAUGGAAUGGUACCUCAAGUAAAUGAUUUCAUACCGCCAGCCAAGCGGAUAGUUCUUUUUGUGGCGGAUGGUUUACGAGCCGAAUCUUUUUUUUACACAAGGGCCGAUGGAAUUAGCCACGCUCCAUAUCUUAGGCGAGUGAUGAACACUUCGGGGGCGUGGGGCGUGUCUCACACGAGGGUGCCCACGGAGUCGCGUCCCGGCCACGUGGCUCUCAUAGCAGGCCUCUACGAGGACCCCUCAGCGGUGGCCAAGGGUUGGAAGGAAAAUCCUGUGGAGUUUGACUCUGUGUUCAACCGCAGUCGGUUCACGUGGUCAUGGGGUAGCCCGGACAUUCUGCCCAUGUUUGCAAAAGGAGCGACGGGCCGCCGAGUGCGAGCGGAGAUGUACGACGCAGCGCUGGAGGACUUCUCGGGCAGGAAGGACACCAGGUCCCUGGACACAUGGGUGUUCGACCGAGUGGAGGCCUUCCUCCGCGACGCCGGCUCGAGCGAGCUGCAGCAGGACGGGACCGUGUUCUUCCUGCACCUGCUGGGGCUGGACACGGCCGGUCACACGUACAAGCCCCACUCCCGAGAAUACUUGAAGAAUAUAAAGUGUGUUGAUGAAGGCGUUGAGAGAAUAAAUAAAUUGAUGGACAAAUAUUUUGGCUAUGACAACAAGACAGCAUAUAUAUUCACAUCUGAUCAUGGGAUGACUGAUUGGGGAUCUCACGGAGCCGGGGAAGCCAGCGAGACGGAGACGCCCCUGGUGGCGUGGGGCGCAGGGAUCCGGGGGCCGCGAGCGCCGUCCCUGUCGGACGCCCCCAGCCCGGAGGACUGGCGCGUGGGGCACCUCUCGCGGAGGGACGUGAGGCAGGCGGACAUUGCCCCCCUCAUGGCCACGCUGAUAGGGGUUCCCAUCCCCGUCAACUCUGUGGGUUCUCUCCCGAAGAGCUACUUGGAUCUCCCAGACCUUCACUUAGCGGAAGCCAUGUUCACUAAUGCCAGGCAGAUGGCAGCACAGUUUGACAAGAAACGAGAAACUGUGGAAAGGAAGAGUGUAUCGUGGUUGUACCGACCAUUCCCUCACCUGACCGAGGAUGGCAAAAGGCAGUUGGAGUCUGCGAUACGAGGACACAUCAAUGCGGGGCGAUACGAGGAAGCUACGAGGGCCAGCGAGCUGCUGCUGUCGCUCAGCCUGCGGGGCCUGGACUACUACCAGACCUACUACCAGCGGCUCCUGCUCGCGAGUGUGUCCGCGCUGUUCCUGGGCUGCGUCGCCUGGCUGCUGUGGCUGCUCGCGGCGUGCCCUCAGCCGGCUCGCGCCGUGCUGGCGGGGGGCGCGCCCGUCAACGCUGCGUUCGCAGCGCUGCUCUGCCUCUCCGCGGCGCUCAUACACGUGCAGGAGUUGCCGUACCAGUUCUACGUUUACUGCUUGUUGCCACAGCUGCUGUGGUGGAGCAUAGCGCGGCGGCGUGCUGACUUUCACAGUGUCGCGGUCAGCAUCGUCAGGUGUUACGGAGUGCGGCAGUUUCUGUGCUCCUUCUUCGUGUACGUGAUUGGGAUUGAGAUUUUGGUGCUGUCGUUCCACCAGCGCCGGGUGCUGGCGGCCGGGACGAUGGGGCUGGCGGCGUGGCUGUGCGCGUCCUCCCGGGGGCCGUGGGGGCUGAAGGCGUGCUGGGUGGGGUCGUGUGCCGUGCUGGCUGCCUUCCCGCUGCUGCCCGUGGUCGGCCGGGGCAGCGACCCCAUGCUUGUGACAUGUUCGGGAUUGUUGUGGGUUUUCGCCGCAUUGGUUUACUUGUACUGGAUACUGACAAAAUCCAAAUACAAGAACUUCCAGUCAGUUCCCACUUUGUGGCUUCAAGUUACUGUUAUCGCUGCGACCGUUUGGAACAUCGGCAGCAUUGCAAACAGUUUUGAGGAAAAGCAGGGCUUGCCUUUAGUCAACCAAUUACUUUCCUGGUUUCUGUCGGGCUUGUCGUUAGUGCUGCCUCUGUAUGGCGCCCAGCAUUUAGCCACUCGCCUCGUGAACAUAUGUCUCUCUCUCGUAGUGCCGUUCCUGCUGCUAUCUACCUUGUACGAGGGGCUUUUCAUCUUCGCCCUUACGUCAAACCUGUCACUGUGGUUGGCUCUAGAAUGUAGCACUUCACAUCUUUCUCCGUUAGACUGUGUAUGGCUCACCACUGACAAGUCUGUCAAGAAGACAGCUUGGGAUAAUCCACCAACAUCGAGUGACUUCCGUAGAGCUUACUUUAUUCUAUUUUACACCAUUCUGUCUUUUUUUGGUACAGGCAACAUAGCAAGCAUCAACUCUUUUGAUCCGACAUGGGUCCGGAGUUUUGUCACAGUUUUCUCCCCUUUUGUAAUGACAGCCUUGAUCCUCGUGAAGGCUGUGAUUCCAUUCCUGGUUGUUGGGUGUUUCAUGAAGGCUCUGGAUGUGCUUACCGAGGCGCCCGUGGGCCGGCUGUUCCUGGUGCUGCUGCUGUUCUGCGACGCCAUGGGCCUGCACUUCCUGCACAUGGUGACCAACACGGGCAGCUGGCUGGACAUCGGCACCUCUGUCUCCCACUUCGUCAUCAUGCAGGCCACCACGCUGCUCCUCGUGCUGCUGCACAGGGUGGCACACCUGCUCGUCACCGCCCGCCUUCCCCGCCUGCCCCGCCCCGGGAAGAAGGCAGUCUGACUGACGGCGGCAGCGUGUUCCUUGCUCAUGUUGUAAGUCGGAGGAAUCCUGCUGGAUUGUGUUGCUCCAACUAGGUACUGUAAAGUUACACUCAUCCAGUCCCUGCUCAUCCAGACAUCCAGUUCAUUUGGGCAUUAUAAAAAAAAUUUGAAUUUUAACCACAAAGAUGUUUUGUUCUGCUAAUCCUACAUUAGUUCGUAGGUUAAAAUCUUAAUUCUAUGUAUACAGUAGUAUUAAAACUAUAAAUAAGCUGUAAGAAAAGGAGGGAGAAAAAAAUAUAUAUAUUUAUAGUUUUUCCCAUCUAAAACAUUUGUUACAUGCAUUUUAAGGCAGAAAAUUUCUUUUAAAUUUGGACUUUCGGCGAUCCAGACGAGGUCAUGUCCCAUCUAGUCAAGAUUAGCGGGACUCUACUGUACGUGCAGAACUGUAAGUUUAGUUUGCAAGAUAUUUUUGUAGCAUUUUUGUUUUGGUUGAAUCACAAGUCUGGCCAAUAGCGAGGUCGUGUAAACACCAGGUCAGAGAACAACGCAAGUUUGGAAUAUUGGGAGGGAGUCACCCAUGGCCUAAAGUUAUAAUAAUAGCUUUAGUUCAUGGGUCAGCUUAAGUUAUACACAUCAAGAAAAUCAGUAUUAUGUAUUAGGCAUAUCCUAAAUAUGUGCUUGUAUUUAUUUGAUACCAUUUUAAAUGGAGUUAUUAUGCUAUAAAAUAUUUGUAAUAAAAUUUUACCUUCUGUUUAAAAACUUUUUUUGUGAAUUUUUUUUGUACAUAUAGAUUGAUAUAAUUUUUAUGUUUUAUUUAUGUUCCUGUUGUUUGAUUGUGCAAAACAUUUUUAAAUUUUUCACUGUUGACAGUCUGCUUCUUAUUGGAUUGGGGAGAAAUAUGAAUGGAUAUUAAAUUUAAUUUGGCUAUUGAUGGCUAGUUAAUAAAGGGGAUGAAGGGAAAAGAGUAAGGCCACCCAUCAGUUGUAAUAAAAUGAGAAAUUUCGUGAUUAUAAAUAAGUAAAAGCAAUAUAAAUGUUCAUCAAAUAAACUUACAGCGAUGUUAAAAAUUGUAACAGAAGUUACCGGGAAUAAAUAUUUUAUUUUUGAAAGU